This is a messenger RNA of Effrenium voratum, 2478 nucleotides long. Lineage: Eukaryota; Dinophyceae; Suessiales; Symbiodiniaceae. The record is from the annotation of a GenBank genome assembly.
CGUCAGCCCAAAACGAGAAUCCGCACGUCGCCCCACCGGCCGGACCGAAACUUGCGGCGAGCCGAUGGGGGCGAGGCGUGGCAAUGUCUGAGACAGCCCUCCAGGAUGACCCCGUAGUGGAUCUCAAGGAGCGGUCGCCAUCAUCGCGGGUGAGGUCCGAAAAGGAACCAGAUGAGGUGCUCACUAGGCAGCAGGUCUACGACUUCCUGGUCUCUGAGCGGGACCGGGUCCGUUUCUGCGGCACGCUGCCGCUGACGGUCUUCAUUUGGUUCAUCUUCACGCUCACGGCAUGGACCCACGGCAACGUGGAGCGCACCAGCCGGGCUCAGAGCGUCAUCCGCUACGCCGUGGAGAAGAUCGAGGUGCAUCACCAGGUCUCCUCACUGCAAGGCCAGCCAAUUGCCAAGAGGAUUCGCCUCGACAACAUCAGCAGCACUGACGAGGUGUGGACCUGGCUGAUCCAGGGCUUCGUGCCGCUGGUGGCGGGCAGCGACUUGGAGCCGGGCGUGGUGCGGAAGUUCAACCAGGUGAUCCGACCGGGCAUCCAGCUGCGGCAGAAGCGGGUCACAGGCGGGGACUGCCCCAUCGUCGAGGAGCUGCGGGAAUACUUCAGGGCGGAGUGCCGGAGCUCGGAGAGGCUGCCCAGCAGAUUUGGCCCGGAGGUGAACAACACCGGGGAUCCGGUCGACCGGGCCUUUGUGGCCGGUGGCAGCAUCCAGAUGGCAUCCAUGGCCUGGAGCGAGCCCGCCGAGGAGAUGUUCUUUGCUUUCUUGCGGAUCUCCCGGUUGCAGAGCGGCAAUAGCACGGACAUGCCUUUGGUCGAAGGCGUGGUUCGUGCCGAAGAGCUGCGGCGGAUGCAGUGGGUGGACGACGCCACGGACUCGCUGCAGAUCUCCACUACCCUGCUGAACCCGGACAUCGGCGCCUAUAUCCACGUGCAGUUGAAGAUCAACUUCAUCCGCGGCGGGUUGGUUCAGCCGGUGAUGGAGGUUCGGCCGCUGCAGACGCGUGUGUGGCACAACCCCAUGGAGGUCGUGGUGGAUGUGGUCUGGGGCCUGCUGAUCCUCUUCUUGACCAUCUUGGCCUUCCAGGAAGUCUUCGAAGGUAAAGGCAGCUGCUCGCAGCGCUGCUGCGGGAGCUUCUGGCUGCUGGUGGACUGGACCUUCAUCUUGGUCGGGCUCACGCUGAUCGGCUUCUUCUUCGUCUACAACGCAGGCAUGGAAGGCUUGGACUACCACAUGGCCAACCUGCCGACGGCGCUCUCAGAGUACGUGCCCACCACCCCGCCGCCGGUGGCGCCGGAAAUCCAGGCCGAGCUCGCGCGCGCCCAGGCCCUCACAGAGGAAGGCUGGCAGGCGCAGUUUCAGGAGGACCUGGAGCUGAUGAUCUUCCUGAAGGUCUACCACAGGCUGGGCAUGUUCUGGUACGUGGCGCUCAUUCUGCUGCGCUUCUUCCGCGGCUUCGCUGGGCAGCCGCGCAUCGCCGGCAUCGGGCGCACCAUCGGCAGCGCUGCCUCGGACAUCGGGCACGUGGCCUUCAUGGUGACAAUCGCGCUCUUCAACCUCAUCCUAGGAGGGCACCUCCUCUUCGGCCCGGAGCUCCAAGCCUGGUCGUCUCUGGAGAAUGCCUUGAUGACCACGAUCAUGAUCCUCUUCGGUCAGGGAGAUAUCGGAGCCAUGUACAACAUCGCUCCCACCUCCACCUUGAUCUGGGGCCUGAGCUACAUCAUUUGCAUCAUCGUGAUGCUGAUGAGCAUGGUCACGGCCAUUCUCAUCGCGCACCACCGAGAGGUUCGCAAGAAUCGGGGGCGCGCCCAGCAGACGCUGCCUCACCAGUUCGUGGCGAUGUGCGAGGACUUCGUGUGGAAGCGGAGCUACGACAUGCGGAGCCUGCUCCGCUUUACACGGUCGAGGGCGGGGCCAAAGAGCAAGAUCCUGCGAGCGCUGCCGGUGCUCAAGCCGGAGACCAAGCGCAUUAGCCGCAUUCCCUACGACGCUCUGAUCGACUUCUUCAACUCAGAAGACCUGGGCGACGGGGAGCCGGUGCCGCCCGGGUGGUCUGCCGUGAAGAAGGAGGACUUCUACCGCUUCGGGGUGGACUCCGCCACCACGGCGCGGAUCAUGCGGAAGUGCCACGCCGCCACGAACGCCAGCCCGGACCAAGAGAUGCCGGUGAUGCGCCUCUUCGAGGAGUUCCAGUCUUCGGUGCAAGACACGUGCCACGUGCUAGAUCUGACCGGGGAAGAGCUCAAGACCUGGGUGGCCGAGCGGCGGGUGGACAUGGCCAACGUCGAACCGCGGCAGAGAAAGCUGGAGGUGCUCUCGCGCGCCCUGGAGCCUGCCGAGCCCAUGUUCAGCCUGGAAACGCAUUGGGAAGAGCCCCCCCCAGCAUUGGAGGGCCCCGCGGCUGGCCAAGCCAUCGCGGACGGGCCUCGCUGAAGGCGACGCGGGAAUUUGCUUGCGAAGCCAUGCACGACCG